Lentinula edodes (shiitake mushroom) is the source of this 2457-nucleotide messenger RNA. RefSeq lists its product as uncharacterized. NCBI's taxonomy places the organism in Eukaryota, Fungi, Basidiomycota, Agaricomycetes, Agaricales, Omphalotaceae. Bases 1 to 2457 code for a protein of 818 amino acids. The record is from RefSeq and is a predicted model, not a curated record. The transcript is spliced from 6 exons.
AUGGCCGAUGCCUAUGUCAAGUGGAAAUAUGCCGUUGGAUUGCCUGACGGUUUCUGCGAAGCAUACAGCUUCACCAUUGACGUCGUCGACAUACAUACACUUGCAAGGGAGGCCACAAUAUCCAGGGGUGAAGAGACAAAGGCUGCUGUUGCACUUGUAUAUGCAGGCUACCUCGGAACGUCUCCUGAACUUCCUUCUCUCGCAGUAUCUCUGAAAACCCUCGAGCUCUAUUACACUCUCCGUCUCUUUAAGCCGUCCUUCAGCAUCAAGGCCUUUGCAAAGACUACAUGCCACCUGUAUUUGCUUCCUUACCGGAGGGGAUACCGCACUGGCCUUUCCAAUGCAUUUGACAUUUACUUAGCAAUCCGACGGAAGGUUGAUGCUCAAGUUGCCAAGGAGUUAGGCCACGAUUCUGACAACUAUCGUGUUCUCAACAGCUGUCCAGCAUGCUGCUACAAGCUUGAAGAUGAGCCGGACGUUGAAUUUUCUCAUAUGUGGGUAGUAGAUGGCAACAAUUCACUUAAAUGCAUGGCGGGUGUUGGCAACCGGGAAGUAUCCGACACUCGGGUCUUUGGAGAAAGUGACUAUUACCUUUCUGCAGAUUUCGUCAACACCUUUGCAAAUGAAGUCACACAUCCAUCCCACGUCGUUGAAGAUGAAGACCCCGAUGAAUCUCAAAGUGAGUGGGUUGACAAAGAUCAUGGCGACCCAACAGAUGGAACAACAGACGGCAGCCUUGCACAGUGCACCAAAAAUUGGAAAGCUGCUGCCGCUGAUCAGCACAAAAAAAUGUGGAGCAUUUUUCAGGAGUCGGGAUACUUUGUCAGUGCAUGUAGACACGGGUUUGUCCUUUGGGUUGUUGACAUGAUCCGCAGUGGGGAGCUCGCAAAGUAUCCCUUGGCUGUGGUUGCCAAGGCACUGGAAGUGCUCGAACCUCGUUGGAUUAUGGGUUAUGACAUUGGAUGUAGCUUCGAAGGCACCAUCCGUCGCAGCUCUCUUGGCCCAGAGUUUCUCAAGCAGGGGUGCCGUACCUGUGUGAAUGCAUUCCACGGCUACUCGCAUAAUGCCACCUGUCAGCAAAAAUACCAUCCGCUUAGCAUCCGUGGCAUGGGCUUAAAAGAUCUAGAAACUCUUGAACGACUCUUCUCAUCAUCAAACCUACUUGCUCCAGUCACUCGUUAUAUGACAGCCUACCAUCGGCGCAUAUUCAUUGACAUAUUCCUGCGCCAAUGGGACCAAGAAAAAUAUCAGAACCUGGCGACAAUGCUCCACAACAACUACGUGCAAGCUCUAGACAUUCUUGAGGACGAAGCCCAAGCACUUCAGGCAGACCUCAAAGCCAAGGGUAUCUCAGUUCAAGACCUUGAAGACUACUUUGUCGACGAGUUGAAUCACUUGAAGGAAAUGGGGAAGGAGGCCGAAGGAGACAUACAUGCCGUGGCCUAUGUAGAACUUCUUCAGAAAUAUAGGGACGUCAACUCGGCUUGCGAAAAUGCUGCUGCUGACUUUCGUUCACAGACUCCUUCCGACUACCAGUUUCUCUCCUCAACAGCAUCAUACAGCAGGAACCUUUCUGACAGCCGUAAGUUGGAAACUAAACGGCGAUAUCUACAGGAGCAGUCGGACAAGUUACUUUUUGAGGUGGUGCAGAUGGAGAGUGUCAUGGGUAUUUCGCAGCGGUGGGAACCAAUCGACAAGGAGUAUCUUGAGACGUUGAAGUAUAUGAAUGCUCGGAAGUAUCACCAGGCUUUGGAACGGCUUUACAAGCUAGUUAUACAGCGUUUGUUUGAGCUUCAUAAAAUGAAUCUUUCAUUUACUGGCUACAAAAUGCGUACCCAUAUAUCAAAUGCCCUUCAACGGCGUUCAAAGGCGAUUCGAAAUGCCGUCAAGACAUAUAACAACGCUGCAGUUGCCAUUGGGCGACCGACACUGGAUUGGACAAAAGUUACGCAUUACACCUUUCUUGAUCAGUUCAACAUUCUCCAAGACACUCGCCACAGCAUCCUGGACAAGAAAUGGGCUGACCCCGUCGUCCGAAACCUUAUGAAGCAGCACCGCCGAGUUUUACGUGCCAAGGAGGAGAUUGGCUACUGUAAUGUACAAAUCCGCCGACUGCAUACCUUUCUUCUUGACGAGGACAAGAAGUUUGAUGAAACUUUACAGUGCUUGGAGGAUCACUCGAAUUAUCACCCCGUCCUAGAAUACAUCAAUCGACGGCGCGCAGUGAACCAACUACUGCUCAGCCGCAUCCACCAAACUCAGGCUUUGCCAGGUUUCACUGGUAACAAGACUCCAGGAACGCGGGUAGGCAAGGCUCCCGCAGGCAACAUUGGUACGGAAUCUCCUCCAUCAAGACUUCCCGACCCUGACUCUGACAACGGUGAGGAUGGCGAAGAUGAUGAGGUAGUCGAUGGGAUGUGUGCAGUUAUUGAGUUCAUGUCAAACUUAUCUACUUAG